Ornithodoros turicata is the source of this 2666-nucleotide messenger RNA. RefSeq lists its product as uncharacterized. Gene Ontology annotation, biological process: DNA damage response; cell population proliferation; positive regulation of protein phosphorylation. Lineage: Eukaryota; Metazoa; Arthropoda; Arachnida; Ixodida; Argasidae. Gene Ontology annotation, cellular component: nucleus. The transcript has 12 exons. The coding region runs from base 62 to 2512 and encodes 816 amino acids. The record is from RefSeq and is a predicted model, not a curated record.
AGUUCGCACGUGCGUCGAAAGCACUUCGAAAGCGAAGAAUUGUCAGCGACGAUCGGCGACGAUGGUUUUCACGAGUGGAACGCACACGAUACCUGCUUCAAAAUGGAGAUCUGUAUUUGAUUUGCUUCUGUUUAGAGAACUGCGAGAUGACGUAGACGACACGCUUGUGCAGAAGCUGAUCAGUUGCUUAGACUCGAUGGUGAUAGAAAACCGAGAACACGCAGAAGGCAUCUGGAAAGACGCUGGAUUGCGAGAACAGAUUCCGCGAGCAUUUGGCGCAGGUGGACGGGCAGCGUCCACCGUGUUCGCGUUGCGCGCGACUGGAGCCUUCGGUCAGGACGAAAAUUUCUUCCGCGACAUGCAAGCAGGAACACAGAUUUUACAUAGAUUACUGCACCUGGAGAUCGCUGGCCCGACGCGGGAUUCGAGCGUCAAGGCAGCGUACCUUCGUACGUUGUUCAAUAUCCUGAGCCACAGGACGGGAAAUACGUGGGUAAUGGAGCAAGGUCUUUUCUCCAAGACGUUCCCGUGCCUUCAAGACUGCAGCAUCUUUGUGCAAAACGCGGCAGAAAAAUUUUUGGCCCGUUUCUUGAGCCUGAACAUCUUGGUUGACCCCGGAGCAGCGGAAGUGUCGACCGUCGUAGAUAGCGUUUGCUAUCAUAAAGAUAUAAACCAAUCAAAGAGGUGUCUCCGCAUAAUCAAAGGCGUGCUAGACGACAGCCCGGAAGUCGCCGAUGUACUCUGCUCGCAAUUCCAGCUCGAUGUUAAACUCGAAGAGUUGCUGAAGGAAUCCGAAACGGACAGCGCAAAUGACAUUUGCCUUUCGGAGCUACUGUGUCGUCUCCGUUGUGCUAGGGAGGAAUGGGACAUGCAGAUUGACACGAUGAAACUGCUGGAAAAUGGAGGGAAAACGGCUACCCUAAUCAGGACAGCAGCGACUGUCCUUCAGUAUCCGCAGACGCUCAGUCCCGAGAUCAACGAAAAGUGCUUCAAAACGCUCGGGACAGUUGUUCUGAGACAUGCCAAGCCUUCGUUUGUGUCGUCUGCCCUGUGCGCUCUCAGGGAGAGCAUCGCGCUGAAAUGUGACAAGGACAUAGGGGAACACCUGCUGGAAUGUCUGUCGGCUUUCCUAAGCCUAGCCGUGGACGAGUCGUCGUACUGGGCAAAGCAAAGUCGAAUUCUCGCUGUGGCCUGCGAGUGCUUCGGUCUCACCCUCACUAUUGUUGCUUCAGAAGGAGCGGGACUGGAACUGCCGGUGUCCGAGCGCUACCUCGGCAUGACUCUGCGCCUUCUGCCGAACACCAAUCUUUCUUGUCACGGUAUCAAAGAACUGCUCUCUGCAUCGGUGGCACUUGCCCUCGGAAUCUUCAGUCGAUGCCAGCAGGAUUUCUGCUGGAGCUCCUCACCGGGCCUGGUACAGCUCGCAACGGUGUUCCAACGCUGCUUGGUGUACACCGACCACGAGGUGAUAGAGACGGCUCUCGAGGUUUUUCCUCAGCUGGCAGCCACUCAAGAGUUCCUCCCAGCGUCGAGACAUUGCACGUUCACGAAGUGGCUGGAGGACAACUUCCUCCUGCGCUUCGUGUGGGACACGACGCGGAGCAUGCACGGAAACGUUCGCGCGAGCGCUGCCGUGGUGCUCGGACAGGUGUGCCCGUGCGAAUAUGUCUGGCGCCACUUCAGGGACACUCUGCAGCUUACUGAGCAGAAUGCCAACAACCCUGAUAGCCGUAACUUCCAGUCCGACGCCAUCCAUCUCAUGACAACCAUGGUGGUUACGGACCCCAACGUGUUUGCUCGGCGUUCCGCAAUGGCCGCUCUGUCUUCCUGGGUGGUCAGGGACACCUUCGGAGCGUACUCUCGAAACGCUACGUCACUCCGACGCACGCUGCUCGAGUCCGUAGCGUUUGACUUGGACUCCAGUGUCCAGCGUAUGGGGCUGCACACGUGGGGCACCUGCCUGGAGCUGGACCUGAACAACGUUGACCCGAGGAGCAGGAAUCCACACACAGCGAGCGAGGUGCUGAAGCGGGCAGACGCCGACGGACUGGGCGUCGCUCUGGGGCGUUCGUUGGCUCCAGACAGUGACCACGAAGUCCGAAUAGAGGCUUUCGGAUUGGUGGAGAGACUCCGCAAGCGAUUGCGGCUGGAAUUUCAGAUGGACAUCGGCCCGACCAUUGACACGAGCUUCUUUCGCCACAUGAGCGGACUGCUUGAGCCAGAAGAACACGUUGCAUCGUCUGCGGAGGAACGGUCGAAAGGCGCGGAUGAAGUUCUCGACAAGACGAUCUCAGACUGGCUCCAGCAAAAGCUUAUCGCUCGCGGAGACACUCUACCUUCAUCGAGGGAGGAUCGCCUGGCGACACUCAGCGGCGGAGCGACCGUGAUGGAAAUCCUGGAGAUGAAAUUGGAAGUCUGCAAGGAGGAUUGUCAGUGGAAGCGCAUCGAUUCCAUCAUUGACGACAUCCUCAACGCAGCUGCGACGGAGCAUAGAGUCCAGGACUGUUACUGAAGUUUGUCAGCGGGUUUGUGUGUGGGUGUGUGUGCGUGUGAUAUGGGUUUGUACAUAUACACUGUUUCUCAAAAGUGGGGCAUUAUUCUCUCAUUGUGGGCAUUACUUUCUGGUUCAUGAAUUGGAAAAAAAAUAAAGGGUUUCGAUCACUGUU